Patella vulgata (common limpet) is the source of this 675-nucleotide messenger RNA. Its product is annotated as cytochrome P450 2G1. The coding region runs from base 1 to 675 and encodes 224 amino acids. The record is from RefSeq and is a predicted model, not a curated record. Gene Ontology annotation, molecular function: heme binding; steroid 17-alpha-monooxygenase activity; iron ion binding. The transcript is spliced from 7 exons. NCBI's taxonomy places the organism in Eukaryota, Metazoa, Mollusca, Gastropoda, Patellidae. Gene Ontology annotation, biological process: progesterone metabolic process; hormone biosynthetic process.
AUGGGGGAAACAAAUUCUCCUCCCCUAAUCUUCAAAAAGUUAUUAAAAUGGAGAAAAGAAUACGGUCCAGCAAUCACGAUAUAUUUUGGUCCGUUAAGGUGUGUAACAUUAAACAGUGCUGAUUCUGUCAAUGAAGCAUUGGUAAAGAAAGCAGCUGAUUAUGCUGGUAGACAUCAGACUUUUUCAAUGGAUGCUUUUUCUGAUGGCUACAAGAACAUUAUAUUUUCUGAUGUCAACCCGUCAUGGAAACAACUUAGAAAGAUUGGCCUUCAAGGUCUAAGGCAAUAUCUGUCAGGAAAUAAACUAGAAGAGAAAUUAUUUGAAUCCACAUCAAAGGUGAUGAGACGAAUGAAAGAAGAAAAUGGAAAACCAGUCGAUAUACAGAAAUACAUCAGUUUAUUGGUUUUUAAUUUACUUCAUGGUGUCUGUUUUAAUAAAAGUUUUGAAUUAGACGACCAAAUAUUUUUGAAGCUGUUGAAUGUUCUGGACGAGACUAGCAAUGAUUUUGGAAAUGGCUUCUUUGAAGAUGUUUUCCCACCUCUUCGGAAAUAUCCAACAGCAAAAUUUAGAAAGAUUAUGUCAAUGCUUAGUGAUUUCAAGGAUUUUAUAGAAGAUGAAUGCAACAAACAUCGUGCGAAAUUCUCGGAAGAAAUUAAAGAUACAUUAUGGAAAUAA